Messenger RNA from Solanum stenotomum, 874 nucleotides. Its product is annotated as methyl jasmonate esterase 1-like. Gene Ontology annotation, biological process: salicylic acid metabolic process; jasmonic acid metabolic process. Lineage: Eukaryota; Viridiplantae; Streptophyta; Magnoliopsida; Solanales; Solanaceae. Bases 11 to 874 code for a protein of 287 amino acids. Gene Ontology annotation, molecular function: methyl indole-3-acetate esterase activity; methyl jasmonate esterase activity; methyl salicylate esterase activity. The record is from RefSeq and is a predicted model, not a curated record. The transcript has 3 exons.
GAAAAAAGAUAUGGAGAAAAGCAAGUUUCUGACAAGUCUAGUAAUUCUAAUACUUGUGUUGCCAUAUGCAAAUGCAACCUUGCCAGGGCCUAAAGCUAAGAAGCACUUCGUGUUGGUUCAUAGGGGAAGCCAUGGAGCCUGGUGCUGGUAUAAGAUUGUGGCAUUGAUGAGAUUUUCAGGGCAUAAUGUCACAGCUAUUGACUUGGCGGCUUCAGGUAUCAACCCCAAGCAGGCCCUUGAAGUCCCACAUUUGUCCGAUUACUUUAGUCCCCUAAUGAAGUUCAUGGUUUCACUUCCUGCACAUGAAAAAGUGGUCCUUGUAGGCCAUGAAUUUGGUGGCUUUGCCAUUUCUAAAGCCAUGGAAAGCUUUCCGGAAAAUAUUUCAGUUGCUGUAUUUGUCACUGCUCUAAUGCCUGGUCAAACUCUCAAUGCAACCACCAUCUACACCAAGCUCUUGGCAUUCACUGGUGUAUUAUCUGCAUUUGAUAAUCGUGUUACUUAUGAUAAUGGACCUACCAAUCCUCCAACAACCUUGAGUUAUGGUCCCAAGUACUUGGCAACUAAGUUUUACAAUAAGAGUCCAAUUCAGGAUUUCAUGCUGGCCAUUACAGUCUUAAGGCCGAUAUACAUAUACAGUGUGGAAGAUGUUUCUAAGGAGAUAGUUGUGUCAAGCAGAAGGUAUGGAUCAGUUAAGCGAGUAUUCAUUGUUGCUGCUGAAGAUAACCUUUUGAACAAGGAAUUUCAAAAGUGGAUGAUUGAAAAGAAUUCACCAGAUGACGUGGAAGAGAUCCAAGGCUCUGACCACAUGAUCAUGAUGUCUAAGCCCCAACAACUUUUUACUACACUUUUGAGCAUAGCUAACAAGUAUACCUAA